ACCUCCCUUUUCAUUUCCAAUAUAUUACACACAAAAAUAUGUUCCCCUCUCUCUCUCUCUCUCUCUCUCUCUCCCUCUCUCUGUGGAAAGGUAUCUGAUCUCUCUGCAUCCUUAAAUAAACAAGUUCCCAUUUUCACCUACUUUUUCCUCUAAUGCUUCAUCCCAAGAGAUCAAUCUGUUUACCUUCUUCGAUCUCACUAGUGGUAGCUAGUAGUAGUGUCUCUGCAAUUAGCUUUUGAUUCUUUAUCAACCCUACUAAUAGUAAAAGUCUCUCUCCCUCUCUAUCUCUAGACUCCAAUGCACAUCAUAAGUCACUCAUGUUAUAAUCACAACUCAUACCCUUCCUUUUCAGCUCUCCUCAUUUCCAUUCCUUCACCCCAUUUUUCUUGUUCUUUUCAAUUUUUCAUUUCUUUCCUUGUAUUUUCCUUCCACUACCUCUCUCUCUCUCUCUUUCUCUCGUGACCUUUGACUGAACUGAUUGUCCUUUAUUUAAUCUAAUUUUUCUAAGCUCAAGCCUCAAAACUGCAUGAGAAUGGGUUCAACUUUUCUUGAUCUCUCUUUGCAGAUCAGCCCUCCAUCCAUUACAGACUGUGAGAUCAAAUAUGUGGGCUAUGAUAAAUUGGAGAGAAAAUCAUCUUCCAUUAACCAAAGAUCAACGACAGACACCUGUAGCAGCGAAAGCGAUUUAAGCCAUGAGAAUGGACCCUUUCCCCCGGAGAAGGGUUUAGAUCAGGCUUGCAACGGAUGGCCGAAGUUGAGUUUAGGGUUUGAGAUGGUGGUUUUGAAUCCUCCACCAGUACAACUACCAAGAAACCUUCAGAACCACCACCAUUACAAUUACCAACCUCAAAUCUAUGGACAUGAGUUAAAGAGAAAUUCAAGAAUGUUUAAUGGGUUCAAAAGGAGUUUUAGAGCUCCCAGAAUGAGAUGGACUUCAACUCUUCAUGCCCAUUUUGUCCACGCAGUUCAGCUUCUUGGUGGCCAUGACAGAGCAACUCCAAAAUCUGUAUUGGAGCUGAUGAAUGUGAAGGAUCUAACCCUAGCUCACGUGAAGAGUCACUUGCAGAUGUAUAGAACAGUGAAGAGCACUCAUGACAAAGGUGCAGGUCAAGGGCAGACAGAAAAGGGUUUGAAUCAAAGGAGAGGGAUAAUUGAUCAAGUGGAUGCAGGAUUGUCUCGUGAGAAAGCUGUCAGUACAAUACCUUCUUAUUUUAUUAACUCAUCACCACCAAAACGUAAAGCCUGGAGAGAUUCGUGUUCAUCAAUGGAGACAAAUGAUUCUUAUUUCGGACUAAAUGACACUACCAAGGCAAAUGAUGAACGCCUGGCCGUCCAAUACUUGUCUGGAAGGGAGAAGGAAAGGUUGAAUAAUAGCUCCUUGUCUUCUUCUGAUGAUAUGUUGAUUAAUUUAGACUUUACGAUUGGAAGGCCAAGUUUGCAAAUGAAUCUUCAAAUGAGUUAACCUUCUUCUAAGUGUUAGACACUACUACAAGUAUAUUUAUAUAAUUGUUAAAUUACGUAGUUAUUAUGAGAAUGAGAGUGGUGCUUGAGGUGAUGGUAAAAUUGUUCCAUUAUAAUAUGAAAGUCAAGUUUCAAAUAAAAAGUAAUAUAUGUACAUUUAAUGUUCAAUCUGUAACCUUGUAAUGACGAAUGUCUUGUGCAUUGUCUACUCCUAAUUCUUAUGUUUUUAUGAGA
This is a messenger RNA of Cornus florida, 1695 nucleotides long. RefSeq names its product probable transcription factor KAN4. NCBI's taxonomy places the organism in Eukaryota, Viridiplantae, Streptophyta, Magnoliopsida, Cornales, Cornaceae. Gene Ontology annotation, molecular function: transcription cis-regulatory region binding. Gene Ontology annotation, biological process: regulation of DNA-templated transcription; abaxial cell fate specification. The record is from RefSeq and is a predicted model, not a curated record. The transcript is spliced from 6 exons. Bases 527 to 1462 code for a protein of 311 amino acids. Gene Ontology annotation, cellular component: nucleus.